Molecule: messenger RNA, 3506 nt
Organism: Hypomesus transpacificus
Lineage: Eukaryota; Metazoa; Chordata; Actinopteri; Osmeriformes; Osmeridae
Gene: gopc
Product: golgi-associated PDZ and coiled-coil motif containing
Exons: 9
Coding region: 605-1966 (453 amino acids)
Biological process (GO): negative regulation of protein localization to cell surface
Cellular component (GO): Golgi apparatus; membrane; trans-Golgi network transport vesicle
Molecular function (GO): transmembrane transporter binding
Source: RefSeq, a predicted model, not a curated record
CUCUGAUCAUCAGGGUCACAGAUAGGGGAAGAGCAGUAGAACACGACGAGAAGGCGUUGAGAAUUGAAUGUCUGUGCGCGACAAGGCAAUCACUGUUUGGGAUUCCCAGGAAAUUAUAUUCAAAACAGUGUCUCAACAAUGGGAAAGGGAGGGAAUGACGGAAUGGAGGAAAAGGAUACAUCAGAGACAGACAAUCUCAUAAAAUAAAGAGUGACAGAGAUGUGUCAGGAAAGAGGCAGGGAAUCCGAUAUCCUGAUUGCCUGUUCUUAUCAAGGUGGCAACUAGCUCUACAAUCGAUUGAGUUUCCUCAGCUGUGUGGCAGACUCGUGUAGUCAAUUCACGACACAGAUCCGUAUCCGAUUUCGGAUUUCCUGGUACGAAAUCGCCUGUGGUGGUCGAGAAAGACAAGCACAUUUAAUUGAGCUAAUCACAGCUGAAGGACAACAUUAUUCGCAUGUUUUGGGACACUGUGUUCCAUCUUCAGUAUAACGAGUAAAUCAUCGGGGACGUUAAUCAUUUUAUAACGCUGUCUUGAGGUCAUUUUUAGCUUAAGUCAAGAGAAUCGGCUAGCUAACGUUAGCUAGCACCAGUCUUCAGGCAGCAAAUGUCUGCUUCGGCCGGCGGCGGCUCUCCUUCUACCCAGGGCACGGCCCUUGUCGCUCCCGGUACCGGGAUGUCUAUGUUCCGGUGGCUCGAAGUGUUGGAGAAGGAGUUUGACAAAGCUUUUGUCGACGUAGAUCUACUGCUUGGAGAGAUCGAUCCAGACCAGGCGGAUAUCACAUACGAGGGGCGACAAAAGAUGACAAGCCUUAGCUCGUGUUUUGCCCAACUCUGCCACAAAGCUCAAACGAUAUUCCAGCUCAAUCACAAAGUAGAGGCCCAGCUGGUGGACCUGCGCUCGGAGCUGACGGACGCCCAGGCGGAGCGGACCGUGGUGGAGAGGGAGGUGCACGAGCAGCUGCUGCAGCUCCACGCCCUCCAGCUGCAGCUGCGCUCGCGGGCGGGCCAGGCCGACGACGAGACGGACUCCAUCAAGGACAGGAUGCCUGUCCUCACGGUGGACGAGAUGGAGCGAGAGUUGGAGGCCAGCAAGAAGGAGAAGGUCCGCGAGGUGAAGCUGGACGCCGAGGCGAGGCUGCACAAGAAGGAGAACGAGGCCCUCCGCAGGCACAUCGCCGUACUGCAGGCGGAGGUGUACGGGGCGCGGCUGGCAGCCAAGUACCUGGAUAAGGAGCUGGCUGGGAGGGUCCAGCAGAUCCAGCUGUUGGGUCGGGACAUGAAAGGCCCCGCCCACGACAAGCUGUGGAACCAAUUGGAGGCGGAGAUCCACCUGCACCGCCACAAGACGGUCAUCCGCGCCUGCAGGGGGCGCAACGACCCCAAGAAACCACUUCCCUCCCCCGUGGGGCACGACACAGACAGUCUGAAGAGGAGCCAGGGUGUGGGUCCCAUCAGGAAGGUGGUUCUGGCCAAGGAAGACCACGAGGGCCUGGGUAUCUCCAUCACGGGAGGUAAGGAGCAUGGCGUGCCCAUCCUGAUCUCAGAGAUCCACCCCACCCAGCCAGCGGAGCGCUGUGGAGGGCUGCACGUGGGAGACGCCAUCUUAGCCGUCAACAGCAUCAACCUGAGGGAUGCCAAGCACAAGGAGGCUGUCACCAUCCUCUCCCAGCAGAGGGGAGAGAUAGAGUUCGAGGUGGUGUACGUGGCCCCCGAGGUCGACUCUGACGACGAGAACGUGGAGUACGAGGACGAGAGCGGCCAUCGCUACCGACUCUACCUCGACCAAUUAGAGGAGGGCUCCGCCCCUGCACGCAGCAAUGGCACCACUGACCCCGCCGGCCUGCAGGCCCUGGAGAAGCUGUCUGUGAGCGAGGCACCAGAGAACGGAGACACCGGCUUGUCCAGCGAGACCCCGUCGGAGGAGACUCCCCCCAGGGCGGCCCCCUCCUCCGACAGCUCCUCCUAGAGGCCCGGAGGACGGAGGGGAGGAGAGGAGGAAAGAGGGAUGUCGAGAUGUGAGAACGGAGAUAUGGCGGAGGAGAAUGGAGGAGAAAAGACUCGGCAGUAGAUGUGAGCCGCGUUGUUUUUGUACCAGACAUGUCGAGAUCGAUUGAACGGGAGAGAGAAAAGGUCGGACCAAUGACCACAAAGGACACACACAGUCCGUUGUCGUCAUGGAAGCACUCUCCGAGUCCUGUUGACUUUACCUGAGGAGGGGGGUGGGGAUCCAUCGAAAGCGAAGACCCGGCGAUUGGUUCAAAGGAUUCAGGCUGUCUGGAGUGUGAUUGGUAUAUUGCUCUAUGUAUAGUUCCUGUUCCUGUCCCCUACACCACAGACUCCUCCCCUUCCGGUGCGCUAAGAGACCUGGGGAAGGACACGUGUCUGUGAAACACGACAGAGUUGAUGGCCAAAGAUGGCCUCACAGGUGUGUCUUCACCUGCUUACCCAUAAUGGUGGUGGUAAUAGUAGUACUGAUUUCCUUUAGCUGUUUGCUGACCAGCUUCCAAUCAUGUCCUCACGGGUACAGUGUCCUCCACCGGUCAGAGACAGCAGCCCUGUUGACGCCAACCCCAAGUGUCUGAUCCUAGUUAGUCAGUUAGCUUGUUUGUUAUUGAUGGACACCACGGCUAGGUUUAGUUGACCCGCUGUGUGUGUAUGACCCCCACCCUUCAAGUGCCAUGGAGCCAUUAACUGUAUUGCUGCUCGGUCAUUCUGACGCGGUCGCCGCGGAUGUAGGGGGAAAUCUGCGUCAUCGCGAUGUCGCAGCGACACACGUGUCUUCCUGUGGCUCAGUCCUCGGCCUCGUCCCCAACACCGUCUAGAAGUAGUGGAACUCUGGCCAUCGAUGGAAAAAAGUGCAAUAUCUGUCAUAUUUAUACCCCCACCCCACUCGCCAACAUCUACCCCUGAACUGGUCGUGUCGCCCAAAGGACAGACCUUGACGCGGUCGUUUAGGACCGUUGCCUGGGCGGUUCCGCCUUUUUGUCAACUUAUGACUCCCACAACUCCCACCAACACUUGCCCUGAGAGAGAUUCUAGAAACUUGUAUAUAAACAAUAUAACUAUUUACUGUUUGAAACAUGAAAUCCAGUAUGUUUACGUGAAUUGAGGUCGUACAGAGUGUGAUAUCGGAGGCUCCUGUAGGGGGUGCUGUCCUGGGAGCCGAGGAACGGAUGCUAUUGAGCUCGUGUUCGUGUUUUAAUCCAAACUUCUGUCUCUUCAGCUUUAGUCCCCACUAGUGCUGCAUGGCCCACAUAGACAGCCUGGCCACACACACACACGCACAGACACACACACACCCUCGGCUCACAGACGCAGUGCUCUGGCCCAAAGGAACAACAGGCUCCUACACUUGUUUUCAGACUCUGUUUUAUUCUUCCUGAAAACAUUUGCUGUCAAAAAAGAUGUUUCUGAACCAUUGGGAGAUUUGGUAAACAUGUCUUCAAUCUGUAGUUUCUGUAUACAGCUACAACAUCUUUGAAUAAACCUACAUUUAUUUGCCCCAU